AUGGAUUACCGACCCGUAAUAUCAACGUCCCACAUCCUCACACCUCCGCAUUCUUCCAUCGUACAGAGCAGCAGCGCUCGCGGCGACGUAUUCUGGUCGAGCACGCUCGAUGGCCACGGAAAUCGCAAAGUCGUUCUACGCGUUGCAUCAUCCGUCGUGGUGGAGACUAAGAACAUGAUCUCACCCCGAUACAUGUUUGGAGAAGAGUUCGCCAUUUACGAAAAGCGAUCAAAAAAUGAGAAGACCUUGAUAGGCUUGAAGGUAUACAAGUUGGACGAAGUCGAACUCGAGGUUCUGGAGUUGAAGAAAGGCGAUGGCCGCGAUGUGCAAGGACAUAACAACGUUGGACGUCGUGCAGACUCGAUAACACCCUGGAUGUCAGUCCAAGAGUUGACAUCGUCGCUGCCGAACUUGACGCCUAGGGGCCUUGAACAAGGAGCAUGGCCUGAUAACCAGCCUACAAUCAACCUUGAAGCAAGCAAACGCAAGCGAUCAGGCACAGACGAGCUCUCAUAUCAAGAGACUCAAGUCCCAUCACCCAAGAAAUACACAAGCUCAGGCCGUGCUCGAAUGGACCCAGAGCUCGAGCGUCAUCGUGUGGUACCAGAUUUUGACGCCGGACCAAAGUUCACGCCCAUCAAUCGAAUGCCCGUCCACACAGCUCAACCUUUCGACAAUGCUGCACGCAAGAAUGGCUCAUUCGGCUCAUUCUCGACUCCCAAUAUGCACAUCGAGCAUACCGUACAUGAGCGGACAAGCUUCCAAGCUCAGCCAGAGCUGGAUCCGGUUCCUGGCUUAACCCACGCGGUACAACCAGGACAACCCAAGGAACCCGCAGCGCCCACCGAUGUCUCGCGAAUAACAGUCAAUCGGCUGCUUACCCGUGAUCAGCUUCCGCCAGUCCACACUUUUGCAAAUACUCCUUCACGCAUCACUAUCGGAGAACUCCUUGGCCAUGAUCGACUUCAGUCCACGUCGAGACACAUGCAUACCGGCCCUUCUUCGAACGAUGAGAAAAUCUACCCAAACCAGACUGGGUCCUCAUCGGAGCGCCCACACUCUGCCUCCACUCAUUCGGACGGCAAGACGCUCUUUCCACGCUCUGAUGACUCGCAAGAUACUGACGCGGAGCUCCUGCGACAAUUUGGUGACAAAAGUGCUUUGGCAGGAACUCCGUUCGCUCUAGGAAAAUCGGACCUGAAAGAUCUCACCUCGGGGAAGCUCGUGUUUCUACGCAAGUUCGCUGCCGAGAAUGCCCAUCGUUCAAGCAACAAGUGGGUGCAGCAGCACGGACCGGGACCCGUCACCACUGGCUCGGGCGGUGCCAUCGACCAGAACACACUCGCAUCGUCGGAUGGAGCACACAAAUAUCAGCAGCCCACGCCGUUCUUCGGCCGCACAUCUACUCUACCUCCGCUCGGCCAGAACACACUCGCGUCGCCAAAUGGGGUGGGCAACUACCAGCAGUCCACGCCGUUCCUGGGGCGCACAGCUACUCUACCUCCGCUUCCCGACGACAGGCCCACCCUCGCAAAUGCUACCGAGGGGCAGAGACUGAAAGUCAAGUUUGAUCGUCCUGCCCUGCCUAAUGCAACGCAGGAAAGUUCAUCAGCUUCGGACUACUACUCCGCCAAUCAACUCAACCUCGCCCCCAUGCGCGGGUUGUCGACUGGCACAUUGUACGUCGGGAACGCUAGAGCAUCGGGACCGCAAACCUUCCCGGAUCUCCCUUCUUUGGGCUCGUUACAGCUUCCGGAAGCGAAAGGCCCCAGUGAAGACUUAAUGGUGCACGAUGAGCUUUGGGCUUGGGAGGGCUUGCCAGCUCGAUUCUUCAAGCCUAGACGACGUGACUGGGGCUUCAGUGGGAAGGGCUUGAAUCGAUGGAUGAAGCUUGACCUCAUGCGAGGCGUCGAGACGGCUGAUGGUCCGCACGACGUAGGUCUUGUUUGA
Zymoseptoria tritici IPO323 is the source of this 1950-nucleotide messenger RNA. RefSeq lists its product as uncharacterized. The record is from RefSeq and is a predicted model, not a curated record. NCBI's taxonomy places the organism in Eukaryota, Fungi, Ascomycota, Dothideomycetes, Mycosphaerellales, Mycosphaerellaceae. Bases 1 to 1950 code for a protein of 649 amino acids. The transcript has a single exon.